GUAGCGAAAUCUAUCAUCUAAUUUACAAAACAAAACCAAAAAAAAAAAAAGACGCAAUAAUAUUAUUGUAAUAACAAAAAUUUUGUUAUAUAUUUAUGUUGAUUAACCUCAAUAUAUCGAUGGAAAGUUCAAGUAUUGAUUCAAUGGGAACUAAACGCCGAAGUUCAUCGCGUACGAUAAAGCGCAGAAAAUUUGAUGAUGAAUUGGUGGAGACAACGUUCAAUCUCCAGCCACCAACAUCAAGUGGUAAAUCAAAUUCACGUUCUCGAAGUGUGUCAGUGUCAACUGGUCCACUUGACGUGGUACCACAGCCACCAAUGGUCCAGCCAUUGCCAGUUCCUCCACCAGUGAUACAACCAGACCGUAUUAAUAGACGUCCUAGUAGACCACCUGGAGCAAAUGGGCCUGGCAGAAAGAGCAAAAAGAAUAAAAAUCAUCCUCAUUCAGUCCAUUCAACUAAAGAUUUGGGCAGAUGGAAACCUACUGAUGACUUGGCGCUCAUCACUGGUGUUCAGCAGACCAAUGACCUGAGGAUGGUCCACAGAGGCACAAAAUUUUCCUGUCGCUUUACUCUGCAGGAAAUUCAGCAGAGAUGGUACGCGCUGCUCUACGACAGUAAUGUGUCACGUGUUGCCGUGCAAGCGAUGAGAAAUUUACAUCCUGAAUUAAUAGCAAGUGUGCAAGCGCGGACUUUGUACAGCAAAGCUGAAGAAGAUCUCCUUGGAACAAUAAAAUCGACUUCUCAACCAAUGUUAGAAGCAUUUCAGAAGCUAUUGGAGACCAACGCACAAGCGUUUUAUCCAGCGAGAACAGCGAAGGCUUUGAUGGCACACUGGCAGCUGAUGAAACAGUAUCACUUAUUGCCUGAUCAAACUAUUCAACAGAUUCCUCGUGGUGAACACGUCCUCAAUUUUUCUGAUGCUGAGGAAUUACUCAAUGAUACUGAGUUGGUAGAUCAAAAAGAUGAACUUAUUGACUCCGAAAUGGCAAUCGCUGAUCGUAAAAACAAAAAAGAGAUCAGGGUAUUGGAAAAUGAGUUAGGAAGAUGGCAAGUCCUUGUGGACAAUGUGGCUGGUACUAAUCCUCCGGAAUUCGAUAAUCAAACAUUGGCUAUUCUUCGAGGAAGACUUGUCCGCUAUCUUAUGAGAUCUAAAGAGAUAACAGUCGGUCGUUCAACAAAAGAUCAUAUUGUCGAUGUGGAUUUGUCACUUGAAGGACCGGCUUGGAAAAUUUCACGUCGACAGGGAACUAUUAGGUUGAGAAAUAAUGGAGAUUUCUUCAUUUCUUCUGAAGGCAAACGACCUAUUUUUGUUGACAGCAGACCGAUAUUAGCAGGAAAUAAAAUGAAGUUAAAUAACAACAGUGUUAUUGAGAUUGCUGGACUUCGAUUCAUAUUUUUGAUAAAUCAAGAUUUAAUAUCAGUAAUACGUCAGGAAACAGCUAAAUUCAAUUACACGCAAUUACAGUAAUUAUAUACGACUGACCAAAGCAAAGGAAAUAUUUUUUUUCCCCAAUAAAUUUUACUACUUACUAUACAAAAUUUAAAUUUUAAUUGAUAACUCUAGAUACAAGAUAAGUCACACAGUAAAUCAUUAUUAAAAGUAUUUAUUUUUUAAGAGAAUAAUAAUUAUAACAUGUGUAAAGUAUUGUAACUGUAUAAUCUUUUUCUUAAUUAUAAAAAUAAAAUAGUUUACAUUAUAAUUUU
Molecule: messenger RNA, 1705 nt
Organism: Microplitis mediator
Lineage: Eukaryota; Metazoa; Arthropoda; Insecta; Hymenoptera; Braconidae
Gene: Rcd5
Product: microspherule protein 1
Exons: 5
Coding region: 96-1469 (457 amino acids)
Biological process (GO): positive regulation of transcription by RNA polymerase II
Cellular component (GO): MLL1 complex; Ino80 complex; NSL complex
Molecular function (GO): G-quadruplex RNA binding; protein binding
Source: RefSeq, a predicted model, not a curated record